UGUAUCUGAUCCUAUGCCACCGUCGACGGCACAGUAAACUCUCGUCCUGCACACCACAUCAUCGUACUCGAGUUGACUGCUCUCUUGCGAUAUUCACACACAAUACAAUAGCAUGAGGGUCGCCAAAUUCAUCCUGUUUGCGGCACUCGCAGUGACGUCGACACUAGCCCAACAAAAGUCCGAACAACAAACGUUUGUUCGGCCUCAGAGUAGAAUUCUCACGCCUUUGGACCUGGAACCGCAGGAACCUCUACCCCAAUCGUUCCGGAGAACCGCUUUGCCUUUGUUCAGGGGCCGUGGAUUCAGUCUAGAUGGUCAAGAACCCAAACCCGUGCUCGUCGGCCAACAGAGAUUCCCAAUGGAAGAUGGAGAAUUCAGCAAGGACGAAAGCAGCAGCAGCAGCAGCAGUAGUAGUAGUAGCGAGAGUAAAGAAAACAACAAACCGGACGGACAGCUCAACGUCAGGCAGACUAUUCAGCAUCAACAUCAGCUGCAACAGCAACAGGAAAUAAUGCACCAACAACCGCCGCAGUUUGCCGGAUUCAGAGUGCAGCCUCCGUUGCAAUUACGACCGGCCACCGAAGUCCAACCACAUGUGCAGCCACCGAAGAAAGUUUACCAGAGGCCUCAGAAACGAGUGCAUGUAGUACAACAGCCCACGGAACAAACGGCUGCGGCUAGGUCUCCGGAAAUUGUCCAAAGAGUUAAAGUCGAACGAACCGAGUCUGAGAAACACAGAACGAAAAAACCCGUAGCGCAGGUACUGCGAAGGUACAGCGACGGCAAUCCGGACGGUAGCAUCACAUGGGGAUACGAGAACGACGACGGCACGUUCAAGGAGGAAACUAUCGGCGUUGACUGCGUGACCCGCGGCAAGUACGGCUACGUGGACCCGGAGGGAGUGAAGCGCGAGUACUCGUACCAGUCCGGCAUACCGUGCGACAGAAAAUCCGCCGGCACCAACGGAGCCGGUCUGACGGCCGUCGAAGAGGCGCAGGCUAGCGACACGCACGGUUACAUAGAUUAUUCGACGAAUCAGUACGUCAUGGCCAACGGUCAAACGUUCAGCCUAAACGGUAUGGCCAAGAACAGAGCGAGGAAACCGGUGCGCAAAAUGCCAGUGGUACAAAUCGCCGACCACGGUUCGUUCGAUGGAAAAUGAGUGCCCGAUAAUAUUUUAUGUCCUACGGCCGCCGCUCUAAGUCGUACCAGGAACGAAGUUCGCGAACUUUUUCAAUUUGAAAAACUAGAGCAAUUUUGAGUUAUAGUAUUAUUAUAAAUUAUUUUAAUAAUUAAACCAGUAGACUGUUUUGUAAUAAAAAAAAAAAAUACCAACAAUAAUUGUAUAUUUUAUUUGUAAUAGUCAAUGCUAUUAAUUAAUGUAAGUACAUUGUCCAUCGCAUGUCGCCUACCUUCUUGACAUCUGCAUCGGGUCGGAUUCAAUAAAUUAAUACUUAGAUACGAAAACGA
This is a messenger RNA of Adelges cooleyi (spruce gall adelgid), 1470 nucleotides long. RefSeq lists its product as uncharacterized. Gene Ontology annotation, molecular function: structural constituent of chitin-based larval cuticle. The transcript has 4 exons. Bases 113 to 1162 code for a protein of 349 amino acids. The record is from RefSeq and is a predicted model, not a curated record. Gene Ontology annotation, cellular component: chitin-based extracellular matrix. NCBI's taxonomy places the organism in Eukaryota, Metazoa, Arthropoda, Insecta, Hemiptera, Adelgidae.